Molecule: messenger RNA, 4307 nt
Organism: Melospiza melodia melodia
Lineage: Eukaryota; Metazoa; Chordata; Aves; Passeriformes; Passerellidae
Gene: SLC12A3
Product: solute carrier family 12 member 3
Exons: 26
Coding region: 1158-4286 (1042 amino acids)
Biological process (GO): chloride ion homeostasis; sodium ion homeostasis; chloride transmembrane transport
Cellular component (GO): apical plasma membrane
Molecular function (GO): sodium:potassium:chloride symporter activity
Source: RefSeq, a predicted model, not a curated record
CCCCGGCUGCCCGGGGCUUGGCUGAUCACAGCCAUCUGCCCUCACACAAACAAGGGGGCUGGAGCAAGUCCUCAAAAAUCAGGUCAAAAUUUGUGUGUGAAUGCAAAGAGAGCCAGAGGCAGCACAGCAGGCAGGCCCAAUUUUCCAUUAACUUGCAAAGCCACACAGAGCUGAAAUUCCAAUGGGCUGCCCUCGAACUUUAUUGCUGGCCUUGUUUGCUGUCUUUGCUGAUCUUAUCUGUAACUGCUUUGGUGGCACAUGUGACAGGGGCUGGGGAGUGAAACAAGCGCCCAUCCCUCCCCCUGUCCUCAGCUCCUGUCGCUGUGGGGUUGUGGCCACAUAGCUUCAUCUUGUUUUCUGUGUGAUGGGGGCAAGGGUUUAAGUGGCUUGUUGACUCAGGGAUGGAACUGGGGGCAGUUCUGAGCCCUGGGGGCUUAGUGGUACCCUGUCCCUGGGUCUGGAGGGGAAAGGGGCUGUGGGACCACGGGCAUCUCUGCUGCCUGGUACUGAGAGCUGCCAGCUCCCAGCCCUGGACAAGCACAGACAGACUUACACCACUCUGUGCACCCUGUCUUCUCCAGCAGCCUGGAAUCCGAGUUCCAGCAGGAGCAUCCCUCAGAUCCCUUGAUGUCACACUCCCCCCUUCCCCCUCGUUUCACUGUGAGAUAAAGGCCCUGUUCCCCUCCCCACAUCCGGCCCAGCUCAGUGCCACAGGCGGCACCUUGGAGACCAGCCAGGAUGAUUUACGAGAUCUGACAGGUCUGGGGCAGUAUCCCAGGGAAGGGUGAGGGUGCGUGGGAGUCUUGCUCCCUUUUUCCAUAAUAAAUCCCUGUGAACUGAAUGUUCCUGGGUUGGGGCCGGAGGCAAACUCAGCGCUGCAUUUCUCUGCUGAUCUGUCCUUGGGCCUUAAUCUCAAAUCCGUUAUCGCUGGCCCCAUCGAGCGCUGGGAGGCAGUGAUGCCCAUUAUGGUGGUUUUGGUAUCCCUUCCAGCUAUUUUUUUCCCCCUGACCAGCUCGAGGUGGUUCAGGCUGAUUCCUUUCCUCUAUUAGCAUCAGUGGUGGGUGUGUGCCGGUCACCUCGCUCCGGUUUUGUGCAGUAUAAAGCCGGCAAGCCCCUCUCCACCCUGUCCCCACCUGGCAGGCUGCUGGGCAGGGGCAAUGGCCGAGCUGCCCAUCCCAGAUGUGCCCCCAGCCCGCUGCAGCGGCCGCUUCACCAUCAGCACCCUCCUGGGCAUGGAGGAGGCGGGCCGGGGUCCCUACACACCCACCGAGGGGUCCAGCUGUGACAGCGCCCAGCCCACCCAGCUGUCCAGCAGCACCCUCUGCACCAGGACCUUCGGCUACAACACAGUGGAUGUGGUGCCAGCCUACGAGCACUACGCCAACAGCAAGGGCGUGGGCGACCCCAGGAAGGGCAGGCCCUCGCUGGCUGACCUGCACUCCAUCCUCAAGCCUGACCCGAGCCGCCUUCGCACGCCGGUGUCGGACGUGCAGCACAGCAAUGGGCUGCCAGAGGCCGGGCCGGAGGCUGGGCUGGAGGAGGCAGAAGGGGAGCCAGGCAGAGACUCCGAGCCAGAACCCGUCCGCUUUGGCUGGGUGAAGGGCGUCAUGAUCCGCUGCAUGCUGAACAUUUGGGGAGUUAUCCUCUACUUGCGCUUGCCCUGGAUCACCGCCCAGGCAGGAAUCGCCCUGACAUGGCUCAUCAUCCUCAUGUCUGUGACAGUGACCACCAUAACCGGCUUGUCCAUCUCUGCCAUAUCCACCAAUGGCAAAGUGAAGUCAGGAGGCACCUACUUCCUGAUCUCACGGAGCCUGGGGCCGGAGCUGGGCGGCUCCAUCGGGCUGAUCUUUGCCUUUGCAAACGCCGUGGCCGUGGCCAUGCACACAGUGGGCUUUGCUGAAACUGUCCGGGACCUGCUGCAGGAGCACAAUUCCCUCAUCGUAGACCCCACCAAUGACAUCCGAAUCAUUGGGGUCAUCACUGUGACGGUGCUGCUGGGCAUUUCCCUGGCUGGCAUGGAAUGGGAGGCCAAGGCACAGAUACUGUUCUUCCUGGUCAUCUUGGUUUCCUUCAUUAACUACCUGGUGGGGACAGUGAUCCCAGCCACUGCUGAGAAGCAAGCAAAGGGCUUCUUCAGCUACCGAGCUGAUAUCUUUGCUCAGAACUUUGUGCCCAACUGGCGUGGACCUGAGGGCUCCUUCUUUGGCUUGUUUUCCAUCUUCUUCCCGUCCGCAACCGGCAUCCUGGCUGGGGCCAACAUUUCAGGUGACCUGAAGGAUCCUGCCAUAGCCAUCCCCAAGGGCACCUUGAUGGCUAUCUUCUGGACCACGAUGUCCUACCUGGUGCUUUCUGCUACCAUUGGUGCCUGUGUGGUCCGAGACGCCUCAGGCAGCCUGAACGACAGCGUGGCCGUGGGUUCUCCGGGCUGUGAGGGGCUGGCCUGCAGCUUCGGCUGGAACUUCACUGCCUGUGCCCAACAGCAGAGCUGCCGAUAUGGGCUCAGCAACUACUACCAGAGCAUGAGCAUGGUGUCUGGAUUUGGCCCCCUCAUUACAGCAGGAAUCUUUGGUGCUACCCUCUCCUCAGCAUUGGCCUGCCUUGUCUCAGCCCCCAAAGUCUUCCAGUGUCUCUGCAAGGACCAGCUCUAUCCUCUCAUUGGCUUCUUUGGGAAGGGCUAUGGGAGGAACAGCGAGCCCAUCCGUGGCUACAUGCUCACCUAUGUCAUUGCUGUUGGCUUUAUCCUCAUCGCCGAGCUCAAUGCCAUCGCCCCCAUCAUCUCCAACUUCUUCCUCUGCUCCUACGCCCUCAUCAACUUCAGCUGCUUCCACGCCUCCAUCACCAACUCCCCAGGCUGGCGACCCUCCUUUCGGUAUUACAGCAAGUGGGCUGCACUCUUUGGAGCUGCCGUCUCAGUGGUGAUCAUGUUCCUGCUGACCUGGUGGGCAGCCCUCAUUGCCUUCGGCAUCGUCAUCUUCCUCCUGGGAUAUGUCCUCUACAAAAAGCCAGAUGUCAACUGGGGCUCCUCCAUGCAAGCCAGCUCCUACAACAUGGCCCUCAACUACUCAGUGGGGCUGAGCGAAGUGGAUGAGCACAUCAAGAACUACAGACCACAGUGCCUGGUGCUGACCGGCCCACCCAACUUCCGCCCUGCACUGGUGGAUUUUGUGGGGACCUUCACCAAGAACCUCAGCCUGAUGCUCUGUGGCAACGUGCUGAUUGUGAGUCACCUGCAGGAGCUGGGCCCGUGGAAGCAGAAGAUGCCGGAGUCCCGGCUGAUGGCAGAUGGCCACACUAAGUGGCUAAUGAAGAGGAAGAUCAAGGCUUUCUACACAGAUGUGGUGGCUGAGGAUUUGAGAAGUGGUGUCCAAAUGCUCAUCCAGGCUGCUGGCCUCGGGAAGAUGAGACCUAACAUCUUAGUGCUGGGCUACAAGAGGAACUGGCAGACGGCAUCUCCCCAGAGCCUGGAGGACUACGUGGGCAUCCUGCAUGACGCAUUCGAUUUCAAGUACGGCGUGUGCGUAAUGCGGAUGAAGGAAGGGCUGAACGUUUCCGGAGUGCUGCAGGCACAUGUUAACCUCACGUUCGAGGCAGCAGAGCACCCCGAGAAUGGCACUGGCAGCAGAGCAGCCCCAGGCACAGCAGACCCCACCACCUUGGCCAGUGAGCAGCAGGCAAGCACCAUCUUCCAGAGCAAGCAGGGCAAGAAGACCAUUGACAUUUACUGGCUCUUUGAUGAUGGAGGUCUCACGCUGCUCAUCCCCUACCUGCUGGGGCGCAAGAAGCGCUGGGCGAAGUGCAAAAUCCGGGUGUUUGUCGGCGGGCAGAUCAACAGGAUGGACGAGGAGAGGAAGGCGAUUGUCUCUCUACUGAGCAAGUUCCGCCUCGGCUUCCAUGAGGUCCACAUCCUCCCUGACAUCAACCAGAAACCCCGGCCAGAGCACAUCAAGCGAUUUGAUGAACUCAUCGCUCCCUUCAGGCUGAACGAUGGUUUCAAAGAUGAGGCCACAGUGAACGAGAUGAGGCAGGGCUGUCCCUGGAAGAUUUCUGAUGAGGAGGUCGAUAAAAACAGAGCCAAGUCACUCCGACAAGUGAGGCUGAAUGAGAUUUUGCGGGAUUACUCACGGGAUGCAGCACUCAUAGCCAUCACCCCGCCCAUCGGCAGGAAGGGCCGCUGCCCCAGCUCCCUGUACAUGGCCUGGCUGGAGACCCUCUCUCAGGACCUGAGACCCCCCAUCAUCCUCACACGAGGAAACCAAGAGAACGUGUUGACCUUUUACUGCCAAUAAAGCCUCCUGCAUUCCUGAUGA